Drosophila guanche is the source of this 2303-nucleotide messenger RNA. RefSeq names its product insulin-like growth factor-binding protein complex acid labile subunit. Gene Ontology annotation, cellular component: plasma membrane. Gene Ontology annotation, molecular function: protein binding. The record is from RefSeq and is a predicted model, not a curated record. Bases 416 to 2008 code for a protein of 530 amino acids. Lineage: Eukaryota; Metazoa; Arthropoda; Insecta; Diptera; Drosophilidae. The transcript is spliced from 3 exons.
GUUCGAAUUGAGCAACAGGCAGGUAGAGAUCGGUCGUCGUUCUGCCAACAGUUUCCGCUUUCAGUUUCUGCCGCAAAGCGCGUUGAUUUAAGACGACUCGGCUCAAGUGUGCUGAGGCUGAGGCUGAGGAUGAGCAUCGGCAGCUGCAAAAGUGCAACAGUAAUGCCACAACAAUAGAGGCAGCAAACGGGUUUCAUUUGCAGACUGAAAGUCGAAGCGAACGUCGCGUGUGUGCCGCCUUGUGUUUCAAGCGGUCUGCCUGCGCUCAAAACAUUAAUCGUAAUGAGAAUAUUCAAAGAAAAGUGAAUUAAAUACGAAAAGUGCAUUCAAAAGGAACAAAUUCCAAGGAACAAUUCUGCUCCGAAUCGAAAAACAAAAAAUAUCAACGGUAAAGCAAAUACAAAAGCACAAAACGAUGAAGCACGAAUUUCUGCUGUUGCUACUCACUGGAACAGCGCUACUGCUGACAUUCGCUGAUGGCCAGCACGAGGACAUUCCCUACCAGGCGGUGACAAAAAUCUGCGAGGCAUGCGUGUGCCUGAGCAAUCAGGACAGCAAUCAUCGCCUCCACCAGACCCUCAACUGUGACAUGAAGAACUUUGAGCACAUCCUGCCGCGCUGGCCCACCGAAUUUGGCACACUGUCCACGGGAACGGAGAUUGUGGCCACGUACUCGGGCAAUCGCAUCCGCCUGCUGCAGCAGCUGCCGGCCACGAAUGCGACGUUGACGCUGUCCUGCCGCCACUGUGGCAUGCAGCAGCUCCAGGCACCGCUCUUCAUGGAUGUGCCCAAUGUGGAGGCGCUUUAUCUCAGCUGGAACGAGAUCGCCGAGGAUGCGCUGACGCCGGAGCUGUUUCGCGGCCCAUUCAAGAGCACCAAAUACGAGCCAAUUGGCCUCAAGGAUCUGGAUCUGAGCCACAACCGCAUUGCGCUGCUCUAUCGCAAACUCUUCGAGCACACCCCGCAGCUGCUCAAGCUGAACUUGGCCUACAAUCGUCUGAGCGUGCUGGACGCUGGCACCGCCGCAGCGCUGGGCUCGGUGACGUCGCUGCAACGGCUCGACCUCUCCCACAAUGGACUGAUGACGCUGCCCAGCGAUUUGUUUGUCCAGCUGAGCAGCCUGCGUGUGCUGGAUUUGUCGGGCAACGAGUUCACUGUGGUCCCUGCGAGCAUCCAGCAGCUGGGCAAGUCUUUGGUGCAGCUGAAUCUGUCGGGCAAUCAGUUCAGCAGCCUGAAUGCGCAGAGUUUCCAGAAACUGGAGGCGCUGCGUCGGCUCAACAUCAGCGAUCUGCCGGCCCUACGCACCAUUGGCCGAGGGGCCUUGGUUCUGCCCGCACUGGAGCAGCUGGAGUGUGCCAGAAAUCCGAAGCUGGAGCUACUGGAGCUGCAGGACUUGCUUGCCAGCCGCGCGCUGUCGCAGCUGGACAUCUCCCACAAUGCACUGAGCACGCUCACCCUGAACGUGAGCAGCAGCAAUAGCAGCAACAGCAGCAACAGCAGCAGCGCGGCAGCCUGGCCACGACUGCGCAGUGUGUCGAUUGCGGGCAAUCCCUGGUACUGCAGCUGCGAGCUGAUGCAGUCGCUCGAGCUGGUCGGCAUGCCGCGCGUUGAGCUGUCGGCUGGCGGUGCAGAGGCCCGUUGCGAUACGCCCUACCUGCUGGCCGGAACUCCGCUCUACAAUCUGACGUCCCAGCAGAUCUGCAGCAUGGUCAUACCGAAGAAGUAUCGCGCCGUGGAGGAGGAGCCGCCGCGCUUUCUGCGCCGUCGCUAUGUCGUUCUGACGGCCAUCAUUGCCAGCGUGGUGCUGGUGCUGGGCCUGAUUAUUGGCUUCAUUGUGGUCUGCGUGCGACGUCGCCUCAAGGGCAGUGACUACGGCGUGCAGCCCAUACGCUACACCAGCGUGCGGGGCAGCAAUCUGUCUGCGUUCUCGCAGCUGCAACCCGCAUCGGUGGCUAGUAAGUUCAACAAUGCCGCCAGUGCAGGCGCCACAGGUGCAGCCAAUGCCUGAGCCAAGUUCCGGAUAGAAUGAUCGCCUAGCUGCACGAAUUUCGAGCCAAAGAUGUCCCACGAAAAGUGUUUCCCCCCCCUCCAACUAAAACCCAAAACCGAAAAGACUUUGUGUGUGCUAUCGUGUAUCGUAUCCCUGUACAUAUGUAUGUAAUACCACCCCAUCCCCAUCCCCAGUGGAGCUGUCUCCGCAAUCCCCAACCCCCCUAUAGUAUCUAGUACUGCCAUCGAUGUUUGUAUUGUACUUAAGUUUCGAAAAAUUAGCAUUUAAUAAAUAAUUUUCAAAAUGAAAUCAA